AUGAGUGAAGCUGAGCAAUGCUUGAUCCCACAGCAGAUUAUCGGCGGUGGCAGCACCCCCGCGGUCGUCGUUUUCAUUUCAACUGUUGCGUUGGCCUUGUACCUAUUGCAGGAGAAAACCCAGUUCGUUUACCAUCUAUUCUUGUGGAUCGAGUAUCUUACCUCGAGUAUCCCAGCUCUUGAGAUCGAAAUGACUCCCGCAGAGGCCUCCGAUGAUGGGGUAAAGGGAGAGCCCUGUAAAGUGAUGGAUCUCGUAGAUGAAUCCAAUCCUGGAGUGAUCAACUGCUACGAUCCGUCGACCAGACAGCUUUUGGGCCAAGUCAAGAAUAUGACGGCCGAGGAAGUUCACGAGAUUUUGGUCAAGGCCAAGAAGGCUCAAACGGAAUGGUCGAAGACUACAUUCGCUCAGAGAAGAAUGGUGCUUCGCACAAUUCAGAAAUAUGUCUGCGAGCACGUGGAGGACAUUUGUCGAGUUUCCUCCCGGGAAUCUGGAAAGCCUAUGGUGGAUGCUGUGUUGGGAGAAGUUACGACUACUUGUGAAAAGAUUCGUACAAUCUGUGAGUGGGGUGAACUGUGGCUCCGUCCCGACUACCGCCCUACUGGGCUGAUGCUGAUGCACAAGAGUGCCUGGCUCGAAUACGUUCCCUUGGGUGUGAUUGUGGCGAUAGCGCCAUGGAACUACCCAUUCCACAAUUCAAUAAAUCAUGUCAUUUCCGGGCUAAUGGCUGGAAAUGCGGUUGUUGGAAAAGUAUCGGAGCACGCUUCCUGGAGUUCUACAUACUAUGGGAAUAUCAUUAAAAAGGCUUUAGAGGUAAAUGGUCACAACCCUGACAUUGUUGCAACCGUCACAGGUAUGGCUGCUGCCGGUCAAGCUCUGUGCAGUGACCCGCUUGUUGACAAGAUCAUCUUCACUGGCUCGACACCCAUUGGCCGCAAAGUCAUGGAAUCUGCUUCCAAGAACUUAACUCCUGUCAUUCUUGAGCUUGGCGGUAAAGAUGCUAUGGUCAUCCGCCAAGAUUGCAAGUUGGAAGAGGUUGUUCCGUGGGUAAUGCGAGGUUGCUAUCAGAACUCAGGACAAAACUGUGUUGGUGUUGAGCGAGUAUUGGUCUAUGAAUCGCUACAUGACAAAUUUGUCGAAUGUGUUGUUCCCAAAGUUAAGGCAAUUCGUCAAGGCAUUCCACUAAAGGUGUGUGGUUCUGAUGGCAAAGUUGAUUGCGGAAGUCUUAUCAUGCCUAGCCAAAUGGAUAUCGUGCAAGCGUUGGUAGAUGAUGCUGUCAAGAAGGGUGCCACUCUACACUGUGGAGGAAUGAAGAAAGCUGACAUGGACGGCCAAUUCUUUAUGCCGACGGUGUUGAGUGGGGUCACGGCAGAGAUGAAGAUCUUCCAUGAAGAAGUAUUUGGUCCUAUAAUGACUAUAAUUAAGGUUCCAAAUGACAGCGACGAAGAAUGUGUUCGUAUGGUAAACAAUUGUGCGUUUGGUUUGGGUUCCAGUAUCUUCACAGCCGAUGCAGCCAAGGGACUUGCCAUUGGACGUCAAUUCCGAACUGGCAUGUUGACAGUCAACGAUUAUGCUUCGAACUAUUUGGUACAGUCCCUUCCUUUCGGAGGUUGCAAGGAAUCUGGAUUUGGACGAUUUGCUGGAAUCGAAGGACUCCGCGCACUAUGUUUGGAACGCUCCAUUUGUGUCGACAGAAUUCCCGGGAUCAAGACAUCGAUUCCUUCUUGUAUUGAUUUCCCAAUUGAUGGAGAAAAGGGAUACCCAUUUACUGAAGCUCUCAUCCAGUUGUUCUACAAUGAGAGUCUCGUCUCGAAGAUCAAGGGAAUCAUUGGAUUGAUAAAGAAUGGAUAG
This is a messenger RNA of Cylindrotheca closterium, 1848 nucleotides long. The record is from the annotation of a GenBank genome assembly. NCBI's taxonomy places the organism in Eukaryota, Bacillariophyta, Bacillariophyceae, Bacillariales, Bacillariaceae.